Molecule: messenger RNA, 1302 nt
Organism: Python bivittatus (Burmese python)
Lineage: Eukaryota; Metazoa; Chordata; Lepidosauria; Squamata; Pythonidae
Source: RefSeq, a predicted model, not a curated record
CAUAUCAAAAGCAAUGUACCUGCUCAGAGUCACAGCAUCAAUUCAAUUCGCAAAACAAUGAUGGCAAAGAGAUCCCUGAGGAGAAACAUCCUUAGCAUCAAAAGUGAAUCUUUGAAUACACGAAAAGACAGACAGGUCUCCCCAACCUGGUUGAGCCCCACAGACACGCCACAUACCCAUACACCCACGCACAGUGAAACUGUGGAGAGCACUACCCCAGUGAGCACCCCGACUACAGACAUGCUUCCCCCAAGUACUCUCCCUGGGGGAAUGCACAGCUCCACCACUACACUCAGCACUCAAGUCAGCGAUGGGACUGUAGCCACAGGUUUUACAAGUCCUCCUGCGGGUGUAACACCCAGCCCGCCCUCACAGUCCACUAGCACGGUCAACGUUGCCACUUCAACCACACGAUCCACGAGCACUCUCCCUGGGGGAACGCACAGCUUCACCACAACACUCAGCACUGAAGUCAGUGAUGGGAGUGUAGCCACAGGUUUUACAAGUUCCCCUCCAGGUGCAACACCCAGCCCGCCCUCACAGGCCACUACCACCGUCAACAUUGCCACUUCAACCGCGCCAUCCACGAGCACUCUCCCCAGCGAGACACACAGCCCCACAACUGCACACAGCCCGCCAGCAGAAACAAACAGUACAGUAGGCGGUCCGACUUCAAACACAGCAUCUGCAAGUACUGCCUCGCCUGAAGCACAAGUCUCCCCAACCACGCCGAGCCCCACAGACAGGCCAGACACCCAUGCACCCACACACAGCACCUCCGUGCACAGCACUACCCGGGUGAGCGCCGCAACUACAGACAUGCUUCCCAAAAGUACUCUCCCUGGGGGAACGCACAGCUUCACCACUGCACUCAGCACUCAAGUCAGCGAUGGGACUGUAGCCACAGGUUUUACAAGUUCUCCUCCGGGUGCAACACCCAGCCCUCCCUCACAGUCCACAAGCACCGUCAACGUUGCCACUUCAACCACACGAUCCACAAGCACUCUCUCCAGCGAGACAGGCAGCCCCACAAUUGCAACCAGCCCCCCAGCAGAUACAAACAGUACAGUCGGUGUUCUGUCUUCGAACACAGCAUCUGCAAGUACUGCCUCGCCUGAAGCACAAGUCUCCCCAACCACGUCGAGCCCCACAGAUGGGCCAGACAACCAUGGACCCACACACAGCACUUCCGUGCAGAGCAGUACCCCGGUGAGCACCCCGACUAUAGACAUGGUUCCCCCAAGUGCUCUCCCUGAGGGAACGCACAGCUCCACCACGACGCUCAGCACUCAAGUCAGUGAU